Messenger RNA from Yamadazyma tenuis ATCC 10573, 2007 nucleotides. It is a transcript of the gene GPA2, whose product is annotated as guanine nucleotide-binding protein subunit alpha. NCBI's taxonomy places the organism in Eukaryota, Fungi, Ascomycota, Pichiomycetes, Serinales, Debaryomycetaceae. The record is from RefSeq and is a predicted model, not a curated record. Gene Ontology annotation, molecular function: G-protein beta/gamma-subunit complex binding; GTPase activity; GTP binding. Gene Ontology annotation, biological process: adenylate cyclase-activating G protein-coupled receptor signaling pathway. Gene Ontology annotation, cellular component: heterotrimeric G-protein complex.
CGAAAUUAAUUUUGGGAGCGAUUUUUUAAGGUCGUUUUUGCCUUUUUCAAUAAUCUCAGAUCCUUUACAUCUGUGUAAGAGAGAAAUAUGGGAGCGUGUGUUUCCAAGUCUUCUGAUGCACCAGCCGGUUCCGGUGCUCAAUCAAAGGUUAAUACCAAUCUAAAGGCGUCAGGUCAGAGUCAUACUAAUACCACGAUCGCAAGAACUCGUCAAUCCGAGGCUGUUUCGGGUCCUGUGGUCAUUCCGGCCACCAAAGAACAUAACAAUUCUAGCGAUUCGAGUAAUGAUGAUUCAACUCGCUAUAACGAAAAGAACCAGUUGGGGAAUAGCGAAUCGGCCGGUUCCGGCCUCCCCACCGGUAAUAACAAUCAAGCUGGUAACCAGUUGAAUAAAGAAGUAAAGGUGUUGUUGUUGGGUUCUGGUGAAAGUGGAAAGUCUACCAUUGUUAAGCAAAUGAAGAUUUUACAUCAGAAUGGUUACAGCAAGGAAGAACUCUUGGAAUAUAAACCAUUUGUGUACAAGAAUGUCAUGGAUUGUAUCAAACUGAUAAUCAAUGCCAUUGUCGACUUGGAACCACAAUUGAUUCGCAAGGUCGAAGAUGCAAGUGAAAAGGACAAAGAUGACACUUUGUUGUCCUAUAAUGAUUUAAACGACAUACUCGAUUACGAAGUGAAUAUUAACUCCAAAGAUCCUUUCAACGAACAAAUUGCAUUAAAAAUUAACAAGGCCUAUUCCAACCCUAAAGUCAAGGAAUUCAUCAAGUAUCACCUGGCAGAUUUCUAUUUGAUUGAUUCUUCCAAUUACUUUUUAUCAGAUAUUAUGCGUAUCACCAAGAAGAAUUACAUUCCUACUACAAAUGAUAUAUUAAGAACCAGAAAGAAAACGUCUGGUAUUUAUGAUUUCAGGUUUCUGAUGGGUCCUGGUUUACCGAUCCAUAUGUAUGAUGUUGGAGGACAGAGGUCGGAACGUAAAAAAUGGAUCCAUUGCUUUGACAAUGUAACAUUAAUUAUAUUCUGUGUGGCCCUUUCUGAAUACGAUCAAGUACUAUUGGAAGAAAACAGUCAAAAUAGAUUGGAAGAAUCAUUAACAUUAUUUGAUAGUGUGGUGAACUCCAGAUGGUUUGCUCGGACAUCAAUAGUGUUGUUCUUGAAUAAAAUUGAUGUGUUUGCUGAAAAAUUACCAUAUUCACCUUUGGAAAAUUAUUUCCCUGAUUAUAGUGGAGGAAAUAACAUUAACAAGGCUGCGAAAUAUAUCUUGUGGCGGUUUACUCAAGUCAGCCGUUCAGGUCUUAACAUUUAUCCUCACGUCACCCAAGCAACGGAUACUUCUAAUAUCGAGUUGGUAUUUGCAGCCGUUAAAGAGACUAUCUUGGAGAAUUCUUUGAAAGACAGUGGUUUAUUGUGAAGACUCAUCCAGCAAGAAGACAAACCACAAAAUCAUUUCAGUUCACAUAAUAGUAUUUAUUUAUUCAGGUUUUUGUAAUAAGACAAUUAAUUGCAGUCGAGUUAUUAAGGCUUCUAUCUUACAUUAACUAUAAACUUUUUUACUCUGUAUGGGGCUCAGCCUUUUGUUGAGGUUCAGUUUUACCGUCGCCUUCAUUCUCGCGCCUUCUUGUGUAAUGAAGGUUGAAGUUUCCUCUAGCUCUUCCUCUAGCUCUACCCCUUCCUCUAGCUCUUCCUCCUCUUCCACCUCUCCCUCCUCUUCCACGGAAUGAAUUCUCAUGACCUUCAGCUCCAGAUUCGUUACCUUCCAAAUUCUCUGCCCUUUCAUGAUCGACAUUACCGGCACCCUCUGAUUUUAAUUUCUCAUCAGACUUUGGCUCAACAUUUCCUUUACCUUUGGUUUCACUUUCCGGGGUUUCUUUUGAAUCAGUUGGUUUAGAAAAACUUCUUGGGGAGUUUCUAGACUUUCUUCUUGGAUUUGGUUUUGAUGGUCUUCCUGGGGCUUCCUCUUUCGAUUCUGGUUUAGAGACAUCUACUGACUCUGAUUUAAUAUCCACGGCAGGAU